This is a messenger RNA of Tribolium madens (black flour beetle), 1558 nucleotides long. RefSeq names its product 26S proteasome non-ATPase regulatory subunit 5. Bases 4 to 1503 code for a protein of 499 amino acids. Gene Ontology annotation, biological process: proteasome assembly. The transcript has 4 exons. Gene Ontology annotation, cellular component: cytosol. Lineage: Eukaryota; Metazoa; Arthropoda; Insecta; Coleoptera; Tenebrionidae. The record is from RefSeq and is a predicted model, not a curated record.
ACAAUGGCUUCGUACGAAGAGUGGUGUGAAGAAAAAUUAUCAAGACUUUCCGAUGAAGAUUCCCGAAUCCCGGUGUUAAGAGAGAUGACAGACUUCUUGACAACAAUCCCUCGCGAGGACAUGUCUCGAACAGCCAACUCUCUGCAACUUCCCGCAGUUUUUGACUGCUUAAACGACUCAAACAGUGAACAGGUUGAUUUAGCUUGUGAAGUCCUCGCACUUUGUAUGACGAACUUAAAUUUGGGCGAAAGCACUAAUAAAUAUGGAGUUUUUUUAGAAAGAGCUUUAAAUCAUCCAUUUCCAGCAGUUAAGCUUAUGGCUUUAAAUGAGAUUAAACGCAAUAUUGAAAACGAGGACAUUCUUGUUGACCUGUGCAAAAGAGAGUCGCUUUUAAUCAACAUUAUUAAAUGUGUGGGAGAUGAGGAUUUGGGGGUUGCAAAAUGGGCCGCGGAAGUCAUCAAAAUAUUGGGGCUGUCAAGUGUGGGGAUCAAGCAGUUGACCAAACCUGAUGUUUUACAGUCUUUACAUGAAAUUAUGGGACUGAGUGAAAUUGUCAGGUUCAGAGUUUAUGAGUUAUUGAUUGAUAUCAGUAAUCAGUCAGAAGACAACUUUAACGUUUUAAAGGGCGUUGGACUAUUCUCCCAAAUUUUUAAUGAACUUGAUAGUAAUGAUAUUUUACUUCGGUUGAACGUUUUGGAAUUGUUGACCCAAUUAGGGUCAAGUAAACACGGUUUUAAUUAUUUAGAAUCAAAUGAGACUUUAAAAAAACUGAGCGGAAUGUUGGAAAGUGAUGAUUUAGUAACAGUCCAGUUAUGUGAACCGGGAAUUUUAAAAUUUUUCGGGAAUAUGGCGUAUUGGAAGCCAAUGGAAACUCUUGCAAAAUAUCCCAAUCUUUUUCAAAGAAUGUUCAACAAUAUUGAAAGUAACGAUUUUACUAUAGUUAGCGUCUCUGUUGAAACUCUCGGACACAUAGGACUAUCAAACGACGGUAAAAUUGCUUUAGACUCAACGGGGGCUUCCAUAGAAAAUGCAAUUAAAAACAUUUCAAAAUCCAUCCCUUCAAUGCCCAGUGAGGUUAAAGUGCACGGCUUGAAUUGCUUAGAAAAUGUAUUACAAAUUGUUGAGCCUAAUAAUCAAGUAAUGGCAAUUACACAAAAAUGGUUUUCUUUAAUAGAAGAUAAUCCAAUGAGUUUUAUUUGGAAUUACGCGAAAAAUCCAUUUUUUGAAUUGAGACUUGGCGGAUUUGGCCUUUUAAGGGCUGUAGCAGGACAACCUUGGGGCCAGGAAGCCAUAAAAAACUUUCCAGGAAUGGUUGAAUUUCUGCUUGACAGGAGUGUGGAGACCAUCAAGGAAUGUAAAGAGGCAAAGUUUGGUAUUGUUGAAUUGUUGGCUAACAGCGAUGUUUUCGAUCAAAUGACUCUUAAAAAGUUGCAAAAAUAUGUGAGGGAAGGGCCGUUUUAUGUUCAAGCUGUUACGGAAGUUGCUAUUGAACGGAAUGAUUGAUUUUUAUUUUUAAUGUUAAUGUGUUGAUUUCUAACAAUAAAAUGGUUAUUUACUA